Messenger RNA from Ostertagia ostertagi, 936 nucleotides. The record is from the annotation of a GenBank genome assembly. Lineage: Eukaryota; Metazoa; Nematoda; Chromadorea; Rhabditida; Trichostrongylidae.
AUGGUGUCACCGGCACCACCACCCGAAGCACACAUAGCCCAUCUGAUGGGCGAACCAAAAGGAUCAGCAUCGAAUCGAUACUUUGACGAUAUAAUACCGUUGGGUGAAAGUGAGGUGCGAGAUGCGCUACUGCAUGAAGUGAAAAGGCAUCGAUAUUGGAAGUCGUCCGCCUUCAAGAAGAUGCAGUUUGAACGACUCUCAGGCUUGGCUAUACGUGCUCGAAUCGCAUUCACCGAAGCACGGUCGACAUCAGAAGCGGCCGAGGCCGUCAACCCUGGACAGCUACUCGAUCAUGCCACCACUUCCUUUACGAACCCAUGGGAUUUCGAGUGUGUUGCUCCAGCCAUCGAGGAUGUUCGAGUUCUGGAAAUGCCCGGCAGCAGUACGAUAAACCCGUGCUCUGUCUGCAAUUCCGAAGGCACUUAUCAUUGUUUUCAUUGCCGAGGCUUAGGUACGCACGAUUUGUGUUACAUGUGCCAUGGACGUGGUGUGAAGGAGUGUCAUCACUGUAAAGGCGGUGGUAAAAAACCCUUGUACAGCCUGCUGUGGAUCUGGGUAAGCGUCCGCAACUAUACAAAACUCAAAGUAUACUUUAAAACUGAACGCUCUGAAUUUUUCACUCAAUCUGAGGUACCGGAAAAAUUGCUGUCACAAGUCAAAGGGAGAGAGAUCUUCUGUGAGGAGCAACCAUACGUGCUUCCUAUAACAAAAUAUCACGUUGAUGAAGUGAACGAGAAGAGCAAGCUGUUUUGUGCGCAACAUCUUCAGAACAGCAUGGGCAUGUGUAGAGUGAUUCAGCAGCGGCAUUGUUUGGUUGCGAUUCCAGUGUGCAAGGUCUAUUAUACCCUCGGCAAAACGAAAGGCACAUUCUUCGUCUAUGGUAACGAAAGACAGUGCUAUGUGCCGAGUUUCCCAUCAAAAUGUGUCAUUUUAUAG